Malassezia globosa CBS 7966 is the source of this 1629-nucleotide messenger RNA. RefSeq lists its product as uncharacterized. Bases 1 to 1629 code for a protein of 542 amino acids. Lineage: Eukaryota; Fungi; Basidiomycota; Malasseziomycetes; Malasseziales; Malasseziaceae. Gene Ontology annotation, biological process: transcription by RNA polymerase III. The record is from RefSeq and is a predicted model, not a curated record. The transcript has a single exon. Gene Ontology annotation, molecular function: protein binding. Gene Ontology annotation, cellular component: transcription factor TFIIIC complex.
AUGCCCAAGGUUAAGCGCGAGGUGAGUGAAGACUCCUCAUGUGACAAGCGGCGUCGUGGAAAGGCCCAUAAAGGUGGCGACCCCUUCACUUUAAUCUCUCAGCAUAAUCUGAAAUCCCAGGGCGCAAUUGAUCCACCCUCAUUCUACCGGGAACGACUAUCUUCAUCGCAAGGCGAUGGAACAACUUUAUCCUCACUCAGAUUAUUUAUGAAUGACAUGAUUUCUCGUGUCGAUCUUCCACAUCAAUCAUUACUAUGGCGCAUAGACUGGAAUCCACCCAUGGUUCUCUGGGAUGCUUGUCCAAAUUGGAGCCCGGCAGAUUCAGCUCACGAAGCUACUCCUUUAAAACUCUAUGUUCAAUCAUAUGAACAAAAACAAGCUAUGUCCUUGCAACCGCUAACAUCAACGGCAACGAUAGAUCCAUCAAAUUCAUCUCAUCUCAUUCACAUGUUCGACGCAGGUGGACACAUCUAUGACCUUGACUGGGCUCCAUGCACAAAUUCGUCCAUCCAAUGGCUUGCAGUUGCCUGCGGAAAUAAGGACGCUCACACACGCGUGAAAUAUGGGUGCUGUGGCUCAAUACAGCUCUGGUCAUAUGAUACUAACAUCUCUAUGAAACAUGUCCACACAAUCAAAUUAGAUGAUGGUGAACCUCUUCAAAUAAGUUGGAGACCUGGUGCUCCGGCUGCCUCUACAAUCGGCACCCUGGCAGCCUCCAUGGACAAUGGCGAUAUUGUCAUACUAGAUGUUCCUAAGACUGAAGCGAGUUGCUUGUAUCUCUCUCCGCGUACCACUUUACGCGUCCCAAAUUCUCGCUGCUAUAGUUUGGCUUGGGGUGGUAAUGCCCGCUUGGCCGCGGGAUGUUCAAAAGGCCAGGUCGUCGUUUGGGACUUGGAUGAAAGUGAUUCACCAAUGAUAAAUGUUUCUGUGCAUGAUACUCUAGUAUGUGCUUUAAGUUGGCAAAUGCUACCCCCUCUGGAUCUCCUCGGCACGCCGAAUUUGUCCGCUCGCCCGCAUAUCCUUCUCACUGUUGGUUGGGAUGGCUCAGAACAUAUCACAGACAUUUAUGACGUUUACUCAACAACUCGUUAUGGUCAUAGCCGUGAGCCUCGGUACGCUACUGUUUGGGCCCCAUGGAAUGGCGCAUGGAUCAUGGAUUUUGGUGACAAUCAGUUUGGAACAGUCUCUCUUCGGACACACGAUAUUGGCCGUCAUCACAUGCUUGGGAUUCAUCACGGACGCAUAAUCUCUCUGGCGGCAUCUGCUUUUCAUCCCUACAUCGCGUCGGGUUCUGCGGAUGGAUCUGUAAACAUCACCAAUGCACUGAAUGUGUCGAAACGUAAAGCCAUGGAAGAAGGUGGUCGUCUUGUUCACAAACGCUUUCGACUCAUUCAAAACGAUGCUAACACUUACACUAUCCGCCACGGCUUUUAUCCAGAAGGCGUCUUGCCAAGAUCACAGACCCAAAAAUCGGCUCCCCUUUCCAUCGAUCGCUGGGACCCCUCCGUUUGCAUAACAAGUGUCGCAUGGUGCCCAAACGAUGGUCAUAGCCUUCUUCUUGCCUCAGGAACAGGCAUCGGUCUCGUACGUGUGGAAUGGAUCGAAGCUCCUUUGUCUAUGAACGAGUAA